AAUGCACCAUCGUCUUCAUCGCGCUUAAUACUCGUCGCUCCUCAUUAAUCGACUGCACUCGCCAGGGCCCGUGAUCCCAUCAACCUCCGAACCUCCGACCCACUCUUCCGGCCCCCGACCGCUACCGUUGCCGCCAUCGAUAUCGAUUUGUCCCUUCCCGGCACCGUCCGCCAAUCCAUUCAUCGCUUUCCCAGGGCAUGUUUAGUUCGGCCACUGCCGCCCGGGCGUAGAGCAUGUCGGCUUCGCCGUCUUGCACUCCGCCGCGACGGCCACUUCACGAGCGCACCGACUCUGAGAACAAUCGCCUCGGGAUCCGGCUCGUUCCUUAUAGUCCGCCCCGAAUCAACACCGAUGGCUCCCCCUCUUCCCGCCCCGUUUCCUACGCGGAUGCAAGCACCGAGACCGAUACGCAACCUUGGCCUAGGUGUUCUUCUCCCCUGGCCCCAUCCAGUUUCUACUACGAGGAGUCUCCGUCACCCAUGGUUUGGACCAAAAUCCGCCCUGUUGGUACCCCAGACUCGAGACGUGCUUCGAGACUCGCAUCUUCCGAAUCGAGCUCUCCUUGGCGCCCCUUGACCGAUGCCGACGACGUCGACACCACCGCUCCUGAUGACUCUUUUCAAUCCGCGAGUGAGCUUUCGCCAUCGCAACGACCAUCAUCUCAGUCCUCAUCCCGACCGACUUCUGCACGUCGCAAAAUCAUCAAUGUUCACUCCAACAAGACCUUCUCCGUGCAUCCUCAGGAUCUCUCAACCUCGUCCAGAACCGACUCCAUUUGGUCCCCUCCUCCCUCCUUCAGCACACGAAACAGCUCAUAUGGCCGCCAGUCCAUGGGCGCAUUCAGCGACGACCAGCAGGACCGCCCUAGUUCGCCAUUGACUCCCCUCGCUGAGCGCAGCGUCACCUCCAAGUCUCCAGUUUCGUCACCCACUCAGCGUGUCCGAUCCAGCCCCCGAGUGUCACCCUGGAACUAUCGUAUGAUUGGCGGCGUUCGGAAGGUUCCUAAGACCCCCGAUCUCAAACAGAAGCAGCCUCAGCUCUCGUCAACCCCUUCCUCCGUACCACCCCUGCCAUCUCUGCCCGAGAUCGAGCUCACCAAUCCGAUCGACGUUUCAUCAACCCAGCCGCUCAAUGAGAAGCCGUCCUUCCACUCGACUCAUUCGUCUCAGUCGAGAUCCACACUCUCUGAUAGGACCAACUACAAGAUCUAUGGCCAGAGCUCCCCCGUGCCCGUCGCCGAAUUGGACAGCCUGCCUGCCUCAUCCAUCCGUUCGAACUAUGAGCUACUGGGCGGCCCUUCCUCAACAGAACCUUCCGUCCAUGAUCGAACCCGCCCGCACACCCGCGAGAGCGAGGCCAAUUACGUUGUUCAUGGUGGCCCUUCUUCCGCAUCCUCUGUUGUGGCUGUCAGGAACCGACUGAACCCCGAAUUCUCUCAAGAGAGUCUUAUUGUUGCUCCUCUGCGACCGAUUAAGAAGCGGUCCUGGGAGAGUUUUGGUCUGGCAAAGACCCGUUCCCACGACUCUGUUCGUACCGGGUCGUUGACUUCCAUUUCCACCAUCAUGACCCAGGAGGCUACGCGAGCCUUAUUUGUAGGCCCUGCGACCAUAUUGCACCAGGUUGGACCGAACUGGAGCUCUUCUUCCGGCGUUCACUCGAAACCGCAGCCAGCUGUUCGUCCGCACCAAUGGAGCUCUCAGCUGUCAACUGUCCUCUCCGAGAGCGAGGGAGGCAGCGAACCCGCAUCUCGCGCUCUGUCUCUUGCUUCGUUUGCCGACAGACGCAGCAGCACGCACAGCAAACAUAUUCUGAGUAUGGUCUCUUCUUUGGCUGGCCUAGAAGAGCACACUGGCGGACCAUCGCAUUCAAGAAGGGCUUCAUUGGAACCGCCGACAGCGGCCUACAACCGAAACUCGCUCCGCGACCCUAAUACAGGCACAAUCCGCCUCAUUCGUGACCACGAUGAGGAUGGUGAUGGUCUGGCCCCCCUCGAGGAGUUGCGACACCGUCAUUCACGGACUCGACUGGGCAAAAUGCUUUCGACUUACGCUUCGGACCGCAGUCUCAGAUCCACAGCAAGCUUCAACGCGGCGGUCCCAACUUGGGCAAAGGUCUACUAUGGCAGUGGCGAGCGGAAGUGGUUGGCUUAUAAGCCUUCAUCCGAAUCUAUGUUCUCUAAUUUCAGCUUUACGGACAGCCAGGCAGGCGGUCUUAGCCGCUCCCCAAGCCAAGACCGUCAUGUUUCGGACAUCUUUAGCCCUCGUCGGCGACCGCGGGACCCUGUAGCACACCAUGGUGGGCAUCGCGAGUCGAAUACUGGAUCAAUGGACAUAACUCCCCUCCCACCACACCCCGUUUUGGCGGUUGUACGCAAUCUCAAGAAGCAAACUUCUAGUAUCUGGUCGCCACACUUAGGCCGGGAUCGCAGACCUAUCAGGCAGAGUAUUUGGGAACCCCCGUCGGCAGACUGGGAGGCAAGGAGCGAAUUGACUGGGAGACGAAAUGCCCAAGUUGCCAUGUUCGUCGUCGGAUUCAUAUUCCCUUUCGCUUGGAUGAUUGCUGCAACCAUUCCCAUCCCCACUCCCUUGGGACCUCGGAUCAAUGACACGGAGCAUGGCCACAGCCAAUCUAAACUGAGCUUGCGACACGACCACGGCAGUCAAACCCAACUCGUGGAAGACGACAUGCAUCGUAGUGCGAUGUGGUGGAGGAAUGUCAACCGUGGCAUGUCCAUCAUCGGCCUGCUCAUGCUUGGUGCUGUAAUUGCACUUAUUGUUGUCGGUACACGACAAGGCUGGGGUACCUAAUUACCCCUUUUUGAAACACUUUUACGAAAAAGCGAAAAGACGUCUAGAUGACCGAGGGUUGGGACACGUCCCGCCCCUGAAUUCCCAUCAUACAGCAUGAUGGCAUCUCAACGAUUUGACGACCAACGCAUCACGAUGGCUCCCCUUUUUGCCACACAAUCUUUCACGAUUAUCUUCACGAUUUGUUUUUUAUUUAUUCUGCUUCUCGAAAAGCUGCGACGACGCACGAUCAUUUCUUUGGAUUCUUUCCAAACCUUCAACGACACACGAUCUUCAAGAUUUAUUUGACUACAAAAACCCACUUCACGGUACACGAUCUUUGACGGACCUCAACAACACCUCGACGCUCAAUCUUCUUUUCCUCCUCCACCGUUAUACUGAGCCCUUU
Molecule: messenger RNA, 3195 nt
Organism: Ilyonectria robusta
Lineage: Eukaryota; Fungi; Ascomycota; Sordariomycetes; Hypocreales; Nectriaceae
Exons: 3
Coding region: 234-2807 (857 amino acids)
Source: RefSeq, a predicted model, not a curated record